GGCAACGAGCUUUUCCUUUUUUUUCUGCCUACGCCUUGGGGGUCACGUUGAGAGCCAUUCCAGCCCUACGUUCGCCUUCACCUUCCAGUUUGACGUUGCUUUUCGGAAAAGAAAAACACUCCUAACUUAAAACUAGAUUGUUACAGAGACAUCUCUCACCCUCUAACAAUGCAAGGAAGCAAUUUGGAGGAAAGAUUCUGUCUGUUUACAACAAACACAAUUAGGAAUAAGACUUAAAAGCAACAGAGGUUGGACAGUGCCAGGAUGGAAAUGGUUCUCUUUUCAGUGUGAUGCCAUCACAGAGCAAAGUGAAAUGAGCCAGAAGGCAAAGGAGAAUGUGGUUCGAAACAACACCCUAUUCCUCUUGAAACCACAAAAGCCCAUUCAGCCUUACAUCUGUUCAACGUUGGAUGAUUUUGAAGAAGAGAGAGACUUUUUGGCUACCACCAUCUUCCCUCGGCUCAAUGACUCCUGCAUUGCCAGGGGCACGUGCUUCAAAGCUGUGGACCUGAGAUGGGCAGCAGUGAAGACCCAGAACUCUUUCCCAGCCAGCCUGUCCCGACAGUAUUCCUGUCUCAACUCCCAGCACCUGAAGCUCUGUCUAGACAGUGUGGAUAGCUGUUUCCCCUUUUUCAUCUGCCUACUAGGGCAGACAUACGGAGACUUCCUCCCUGACCACUCACCUUCUUUGUUCUCCACAGCAACUGACCUGGCAAGUUUAUCCAAGGAAGAACAGAAUCUGUAUGUUGCUGCCAAAAAUGGUUAUCCAUGGGUGCUGGAGACGCCCAACUGCAGUGUGACGGAGUUUGAGAUCAUGCAAGCAGCUUUUCGGAAGGAAUCUCAAUUUCAGUAUUUUUACUUCCGGACAGGGUCCUCACUGCUAAAGACUUUGAGUGAGGUAGAGAAGGUGAAGCCGCCCUCGGGUUCUCUGGUGAAUGAAGAGGGAAAACUGAAGAUUGGAAAACUCAAGGCCAAGAUCAUUAGUAAAGGGCUUCCCGUCAGAUUCUACAAAGACCUCCAUGAGUUGGGUGAGCUGGUGUUCAAGGACUGGUUGGCUGUGAUUGAAAAGCUUUACCCAGCCACUGUGAUGAUGGAUAACAUAGACUACAAGCACAGCUUUGAACGUUUGUAUCAUGAAGACUUUACUGAGAAGUGCAAGCAAGUGUUCGUUAUUUCUAAGGAGUCAAGCAGGACCUUUGAAAUAUUGGAAAGAUUUGUCUUGAAGGAUGUGGAACUCAAUUCCAACAAAGCAACAGGAGGUUCCAGUUUAGAUAACAUUCUCAGAAUAAAUUCUCUUCCAACUAACAAGUCUAUUUUGCUCUUGUCUGGAGAACGUGGCUGUGGGAAGUCUACCCUGAUUGCUAGCUGGGUGGAUUAUUUCAAAAACAAAUACCCGAGCACGUUGGUGAUCCCUUACUUCGUGGGAAGCACCUGCGAGAGCAGCGACAUCACAAGCGUGUUGCAUUACUUCGUCGUGGAGCUGCAGCACAACGCCCACGGUCCCGAGAUGGAAAUGGAUUUUCUUAACGAAGAUGCAAGUGUCUUGGUCUUUUCACUUCUCGUGGAGAUGUUCAUGGCCUCCAUCAGCUUAAAGCCAUGCAUACUUGUGCUAGAUGGGAUUGAAGAAUUGAUUGGCAUUUAUGGGAUUUCAGGUCAGAAGGCGAAGGAUUUUUCCUGGCUGCCGCACCCCCUGCCCCCUCACUGCAAGUUCGUCCUGACCACCAUCUCCUCCAGUGUGUCCUGCAAGUUGCUGUGUGCCCGUCCGGACGUGAAGACCGUGGAGCUCGCAUGCACGGGCGACGAAGACACCAAGCUCAGCAUCUUCAGACGGCAUCUCUCUGCUCAUGCCCUGGACCUCUUCUCACAAAGCCAGCCCAUUUUGAAGAAGAAGCCCAGCCUGAAUGCUUUAAAACUCACCAUCCUUGCCAGUGAGCUGAAGGAAUGCAGAAUCUACCGUAAUGAGUUCCAGUGCAUGAGGAAAUACUUGGAGGCGGCCUCCAUCCAGGAGCUCUGGGAGCUGACUCUGAAACGCUGGGUUGAAGACUACAGUUGGAAUUUGAAACAAAAAGGGGCAAACUUCGACUUUGCGGCUUCAGGAGACGGACUGGAUGGAUGGGUGGCCGAUGUCCUCUGCUUGCUGUGCACGUCGCACUGUGGGCUGGCCGAGGAUGAGCUGCUUCGCCUUUUGGACAUGCUGGGUUACAGGAAUCAUUGCAAAGUGACCACAGUGCACUGGGCUGCCUUCCGCAAUGCCACCAAGCAGUGGGUCCAGGAGAAGCCAAAUGGUCUCCUCUACUUCCGGCACCAGUCCCUGAGAAACGCAGUGGAGCACCGGCUGCUGGGUGUAAUCACUCCGGUCAGAGAGAACAAACCAAGCACAAGCCAGAGUGCCGUCAAUUACAAGAAGAUCCACUUCCACCGGCUUAUGAUGAGGUACUUCCAGCGGCAGACCACGUUCUGGAGAGUGUAUCAGGAGCUGCCGUGGCACCUGAAGAUGAGUGAGUGCUGGGACGGCCUGUGCAGCUUUGUCACCAGCCCCAGUAUCAUAGAUUUUAUAUCAAAAAUUCGCAACCCGAGCUUGUGGACAAGGCUGCACCUGGCCCACUACUGGAGCACGCUGCUGGGAGCUGGCUACGACGUGGCCCAGGCCUUCCUGCUCUCCGUGGGCAAGAUCGAGGGAGAGCAGCACCAGACAGUGAGGAAGCGACCCACACUCUCAGUGCUGGAAUGCAGCCUUUCCCAGGUCACCGCCACCGACAAGUGCCGAAUGCUGCUUUUCAUUGGGAGGUUUUUGAAGCUCAUGGGCAAGACCAGUGAUGCAGAAAGACUGUUCUUGAGUGUUGAGGGCAAGUUACUGCAGAAUCAGUCCUUGACAGAAAUGCUCCUCAAAACUCAGAAUGCUGUUGGGGAACUGUAUCUUGAAAUUGGGAUGACUCAGAAAGGAUUCAGUUAUUUCCAGGAGGCGUGGUCAAACCUGCUGAGUUUUUCACUCAGUGACUUAAAAAAUAGCCAGGACUUGAUGAAACAGAAAGUCAACGUGCUUAAUAACCUGGCAAAGUCAGCAUCACAGGAGUUCUUGAAAGAGAACCACAUUCUGGAAUAUGCUACUGAAGUUUCCAAGUUAGUGAGCAACAACCCCUUGGAUCAAGCGACCAUGAAGUACACUGAAGGCAUUCUCAUGUUAGUUGCCGGAAACACUUUUCUUGCAAAACUGAAAUUUCAAGAGUGUUUAAAUAUCAGAAGAAGUUUAUUUGGUGAUAAGAACAUGCCAGUUGGUGAAAUCAUGGAAUCUUUAGCAGAUUUGCUCUUUUUUUUACUAAGAGAUAAUGAAAAAUCCCAAAGGAAGCAAGUAAAUGAAUAUUACAGACAGGUGAUAAGAAUCAAGGAAAAUGCAGAUGCGCUGACCACGUCCAAGCUUGUCAGGAAGCAGCUAAACAUCAGCCUCAGCAACACCAUGUACAAAUUAGCAGCUCACCUAUUGGUGAGUGAUUCCUGUCAUCAUUCCAUGCUGGAAGCAGUGGGCUAUUUGUAUAGAGCACUUGAUUUAAGGGUGACCCACCUGGGAUCUUCUCACUCAUCAAUCCAUGGGAUCCUGCAACUUCUAAGGGAGAUCAAGAGAUUCAAUGGCAGUAAAUGUUGGCCACAAGGCACAAGCCAGCAGUAUCCAGAGAGUUUUAAGAAUUGCUUUGUAUUAUGGGAACACUUGCCCAAGUUAAACUACCACAGUGCCCACGGGUCUAACUCAGUGAGCUCUGCUGUGUGCAUGCAUGCAGGUAAGUUCCAGAGGGCUGAAAGCAUGGCACUGGCCCCUCUUCCUCCUCCUCCAAUUCCAGAUAAAUCCAAAUGGGCUUUUGGCAAAGGGAAAAGGGGCUUGACGUCAGCGAUGAACACUUCUGCUGAGGAAAAGACCCAACAGAAGACCCGAAAUGUACAGAUAUGGAAUGGUCCAAGAAAGCAAGGACCAGUGAAACCCAAGGACUUGGGCUGGGGAGAUGGCUCAGGUGUUAAAGGCGGCCCUUGCUUGAAAAACAAAGACUGCUCCUUCAGGAUCUUAUCUUUGGACAAAGUGAACUGCUUGGUCAGGCUUUCAAGGCAGAAGAUCCUGUCCACUAAAAGUGAGAGCGGAGAAGGCCACAUCACCACGAUCUACCAUCACUCUCUGCCAGCGCCUGGCAACAUGAACAAGCCCUGGGAAUCUAUAUCUGAGCUCAUAUCAGAAAAGUGGCUUUUUCACAGCCCGCAGUGUGGCUUGACUCCUCACAAGUCUAUUCUGCAGAGACGACCUCAGACAGAAACAAAGUUUUUGAAGAUCCCAACCAACAUGAAUAAGGAAUAA
Messenger RNA from Jaculus jaculus (lesser Egyptian jerboa), 4336 nucleotides. RefSeq names its product tetratricopeptide repeat protein 41-like. The coding region runs from base 314 to 4336 and encodes 1340 amino acids. Gene Ontology annotation, cellular component: Cul4-RING E3 ubiquitin ligase complex. The record is from RefSeq and is a predicted model, not a curated record. Gene Ontology annotation, molecular function: protein binding. Lineage: Eukaryota; Metazoa; Chordata; Mammalia; Rodentia; Dipodidae. The transcript is spliced from 16 exons.